AUGACUUUGUUCGUUGUAUUAAUUAAAAAACAUGAUACUAUCCUGUAUGACACUGUAAGUUUUUCAACUGUUUGCCGCUACAUACUGUAUUGUUUAGUUACUAUAGAUCACUAUAUUAUAUAAUUUAACGCGAGAUUUAAUAAAUUAAUAAUAUGAUCUUUUUUAUAAUUAUUUUUUAGGAAAGAAUGCGCAUUGACUUACAAACCCUUUACGAGACCUUGCUCGUUGGUUAUAGUCCUUGCCAUGGCUUUACCCAGGUUAAGGGACACACAGGAGGUUUCUAUCAUGUAGUCUGUCGUCAUGGGGUAAGUGAUGUUUACCAGUACUGAUCACUGUAGUCUGUAGUGUUAUACAUGUUUGUGUCCUUAUCCUCGGCUCGUUUAUAUUCAGAUUCAAUAUAUUAUGAUCGUGCACGGGAAUUCAACGAUCCAAAUUUCGGAUUUUCAGAGUCGUGCACCAAGAAAAACGCAUUAAAUAAACUAGCAAGAAUGUCCAGAGUUAGACACAAUGCAAAAUCCAUAGAAAACAGGUACAAUUUGUUCAAAAUUUUCACGAAAUGGGGCCCGAAAUUGUAUGAAACAUUUUGCCCACUCCACGAAAGGCCCCGCCAUUUUGAAAAGGAUCAAGCAGCUCAUUAAUAUUCUAUUUUGUGGCUAUCGACGAUUGGAGAUCCACUAUCCGUGAUCCGUGACAAAUGCAUGCCGAAACCUAUACUCGUCUGGGGCACAGGAGGCAGCACUUUCCUUGCGAUAGUAAUUUUUUUACGUAUAAUGGACGAUGGACUACCGGUCAUUACGGGAAAACAAUGGCCGCUGAAAGCGCUUCUCAGCCAAUCACAGUCCGCCAUUUCACUGGAAGUUAUGCUUGCCAUAUAAUAAAGUUGUUUAAUUUGAUAUUGCUGUGCAUAUACUUGGGUAUGACCAAUUAACGGAACUUUAGACCACGGAACUGCGGAACUUAAUAAUAUCGCCUUUUACUUCUUGUAUAAACAUUGGUCCUUUAAUAAUUUAAGCAUUUUUGGUGUCUAUUUACACAAUUUUGUUCUAUUUCGCCAGUAUAUUAGUUUGGACAACAAAAAAAGCAUGCACGUCACUUCUCAGUACAGUAAGUAAGUAUUCUCUAGCGUUCUCACUUGGAAGUUGGAAACCAUCUUGUAGAAAAAAAUUCAGACUUACUUUGGAAGAACGUUUUAGUAAGUAGAGGCAUGGCGCUACAGUGUGACCAGAUUAUAUCAUACACUGUAUUUAUCUCAUGAUCCGAGUAACAUAAAUGGAGGAUUAUAUUACACGGCACGUGGUCUGCCGUUCCGUUAAUUAGUCAUACAUCAUAUACUUGCUGUACCGCAUGUAUUAAUUUCGUUUUUUACCAGGUUACUGCAGCCUCAAAAUUCCUGACCAUUAAAGAAUCUGUGCGGGAUGCUGCAGAUUUGUAUUUAUCCUUCAAGCAUAUUCCACUAGCUUUUCUCUGCGAUACCCCUUGUGGGUUUGUUAGACAUUUGGGGUGUCGUGCCAAAGAAGUAACUGAACAACUUUGGGGGAAAUUCUGUGGCUGCUUUGAAGAACCUUCACUAGAAAAAUCUCCUACCACAGUAAGUCAUUAAUAUAGUAGAAAGUACAUGCAUGCAGCAACCCCUCGCCUUUAAUAAAAGAUGAAGUAUAAAAACUCCACAUAAAGUAUUAAGUAUUAUUAAGUAUUAAUAUUAUUAUACAUAAAAAUAACAUUCGCUGCAAUUUCAUGUACACCAGCUUCCAUCAAAAUAAAACACAUUAUUUAUUGUGAAUUGUCGAGUUAAGGAUGGCUUAAAAAUUUCGCAGAUAUGAAUAAAAUCGACAACACAAAGCAAGUGUUUGUGCGAUGUUUACACUUAAUACCCAAACCAGCACAACAACGAUUAAAUUAUUAAAAACAUCAACAUAAAAACAAUUAUUACAAACUUUGUUUCACGGUUGAACAGCCACUAAUUCACGAAACUACAAGCUUAUUUCCAGUUAAAAGCGAAAGAACUGAAAAGUCUUGUAGUUUUUUAAACAAACAAAUAGACCUUAUGUGUAAUGACGUCAGAAGGCUUGAUGCCCGCGAGGAAUGCUGGUUCUAGUAGUUUUCGCCCGGGAAAAUUUCGAUUGUGGCCAUUUUGAAUUGUUUAAUUUUUCCGGGCGUUGACUACUAAGACCAGCAUUUCUCGCAGGCAUCAGACUAUGUGACGUCAUUAUUCAUAAGGUAUUUUGCUGAUUUGCUGUAAAGCAGCAAACGUCCUUUCACGACUUUCACCAGAACACUGUGACUGACUGACUGACCAGAGCACAAUUGUACUCGCGCAUGUGCAUAACGUCAAAAACCAUCCAUGACAUAUAAACAAAAUGGAGGAUAACUUUCAACUUCGCUAUGUUUUCAUACACGGGUAUAAUAAGCCGUCCGGAAUUAGUACCCUUACUGUUGGCUCGGGGCAAUUAAAAUUUGCGGCAAUUUUCCCAUAUGAUUUAGGGUCUGUUCAUAUGGAAAGAAGUUAUCCCCGGUUAGCGAGAAAACAUUUCGACAAGUUUACGUACAGGCGAGAUCUCGUCAUGUUAUGAAAAUAAUAUGAAAAAGUCACACCGCAUUCAUAUGAGACGAAAAGUUUUCGUGUGUACCGAUAUCUCGCUUGUUGACAGGCGACAUCUCGGUGCAUGACCAGGAUAAUGUUUUUCCCAUAUAAACACAACAUAACCACAACUUUGGCGCUUAGCUGGAAAACAUUCUUACAAAUCCUUGCGCGUCACACCAGUGCUAGGUCACAAGCCGGAAACUUUACCCGGUAAGCGUUCCCAUAUGAACAGAACAAAAUUAUUUGGCUAGUCGAAAUGUUUUUUCACUAACCGGGAUAACUUUUCCCCAUGUCAAAAGGCUCUUAGAAAAAAACUAAUUAAUUGUCCAAAGUUCAGAAUUAACUAUUGCAUAAUCACCGAUGUUCGAAAUAAUCACCAAUACCAUUGGAACAGACAACGCGUUUGGGGUUUUAAAUAUUUUUGCAUGAAUUGGGUUCAAAAUUCACAUCACACACAAUUUCUAAAUGCUUUUUAGGGAAUAAAUGUACCAGCGCUUGUAACGUCGGAGUACCGUGCAGCAGAUAAGGAAAUGGUUGAUCCUGGAGAUACCAUAGCACAUCCACUCACUGGUAUGACACGGAGAUACGUUUUGGGAGAUAGAUUUCAUGCGGCAAAUAACCCACACAAGUCCCCAUUAUGUCGGUAUCAUGACAUCAAUUUAUUGCAACAAUCAAAUACCAUCAAGACAAGCUACCAGGAGUCAGAAAACAACAGGAAAAAUGUACGACGACUCAGAAGUUCAUGCAUGCAAAAUUUUUCUACUCAUUAUUUUUACAAUUACUUAAUGGACUUUUACCAAAAUGAGGAAAUUGUAAAGAACCAAAAGGCUACUAUUUCCAAGAUUCUUAAACCUAAUGAAGAAUUAAUAAGGGAUACGUAUAUGCGCUUCAUAGUUAAAGAACGCUAG
Paramuricea clavata is the source of this 3489-nucleotide messenger RNA. The record is from the annotation of a GenBank genome assembly. NCBI's taxonomy places the organism in Eukaryota, Metazoa, Cnidaria, Anthozoa, Malacalcyonacea, Plexauridae.